AUCCGUCGUGCUAGGGUUUGAAGAGUAUUCACUUAAAUACAACAGAAUAUCGCGAAUUCGUGGAAAUUUUCAAUUCGGUAACUGCGGAAUCGAAACAUAUCGAGAGUAUCGUCCUAGAGGUUACGGUAAUCUUCUCAGUGCUUUUGAGUUUUCAAUUGCUUAUACCGGUGACGGUGAAUUGUUAAGCAAUUGAGAAUGGGAGGGCAUGGUGGUUUGAAUAUUCUCCCUCAGAAACGUUGGAACGUUUACAAUUUCGACAACAGAGAGAAAGUCCGUCGCGACGAGGAGGAGGCAGCCAGAGAAGAGCAAUUAAAGCGCGAACAGGCGCGAAAACGCGAUACCGAGUUUCGUCUCGAGCGUCUUCGUGUCGCUCGAGGUUUGGCUCCGUUGAUUCCUCAGCAGGCGGAGACGGAGACGGAGGCAACGAAGCCUCAUGAACCGGAACCGGAAACGGAACCUAAGUCUGGUCACAUCAACCUUUUCGAAGGAAUCAAGAUUUUUGACCCGAUUCGAGUACCUAGGAAAGACGGUGUGGCAGAAAUAGAUGGUCCGAAGAGGAAGAAGAUGAAGAAAGAGGAUGGAAGUUCCACCAGCGUUGUUGUGGCUCCGGAGGAUGAGAAAUAUAGGUUAGGUUAUGGUGUUGCUGGGAAGGGGGUUCAGUUGCCUUGGUAUCUUCGGAAACCGAAUGACAAUGGUAAUGAUGAUGUUGGUAAUGAUGAGAGGAGUGGCGGUGAUGGGGGAGAUAAGAAGGGUGAGAAAAAGAAGAAGACAUUGGAAGAAUUGAGGGAAGAAAGGCUGAAAAGGGAGAGGCGUGAGAAGGACAGAGAGAGAGCCUUGAGACACGAGAAGAGGCAAAGUCACGGAGAUGUUUAUGGCAGUAGAAGAUUCUCCAGGCGAUGAUUGAGAGAAGUGUUCUGGAUUUCCUUAACAAUGUGUUCUCCAUAUAUUGUUACAAAUCGUGUUCUCCGUGGAUUUUUCCUUCCUAGUAUGGGAUCGUGCUGGCUUCAUUCUUGAGAAUUUUAUAGCAAAUUCGUAAGCAGCUUCUCCCAACUCAUCUGCCCCCCUCUCCCCUUUCAAGAAUAUAGAUGACCAAGUGAACUACGGAUUUUGAGUAAUGGACAGAUCCGCCAAGCUUGUACCUGUAAUUAGUUUUAAGUCCUUCCUGUCCAGUAACAUAAUCAAAAUUAAAUUGCUUUACCUAAAGAAAAAAAAAUUGUAACUAUUUUUGGUUUGAAUUUCUUAAGUUGUACCGGUAGAAUUAAAUGCUGAGCUAAGUUUAGUCAUUACCCUUUAUCUG
Messenger RNA from Gastrolobium bilobum, 1297 nucleotides. RefSeq lists its product as uncharacterized. The transcript has 2 exons. Bases 196 to 900 code for a protein of 234 amino acids. Lineage: Eukaryota; Viridiplantae; Streptophyta; Magnoliopsida; Fabales; Fabaceae. The record is from RefSeq and is a predicted model, not a curated record.